Molecule: messenger RNA, 1077 nt
Organism: Alternaria burnsii
Lineage: Eukaryota; Fungi; Ascomycota; Dothideomycetes; Pleosporales; Pleosporaceae
Exons: 1
Coding region: 1-1077 (358 amino acids)
Source: RefSeq, a predicted model, not a curated record
AUGUCCAUCACGCACGAGCGCGACAUCAACGGCCUAGCCACCCUCUCGGUCAUCGCCAAAGCAGAACAGUGUCACAGCGAGCUCUCUUUCUGCAUCCCAACAUCACUCGCAUUUGCAAAGCGUUUGACAUGGGAGCAAACCCCUUGGAUUUCAAAUAACCUGAAUCGCAGGUCCGUGAACCCGAUAGGCGAGGCUGACGCGUAUCGCAUUGCCCAAUAUCUGGCUUCACAUGGUCACAAUGUGACGCAAAGAAAUGUCCAGCGUGCGCUGCUUUUUGGAACCACAUACACACCCACCUCAGAAGAAGACAACAUGUCAGAAGAUAUUGGCAUGAACCCCCAUCUCUUCCUCAUCUUUCCAAACGCUUCCAUGGUUCCUUACCUCGACAAGCAGUUCCUCAAGAUCUGGCACGACGAAAUCGUAAAACCGGCGUUCGACCGAGCGUGGAAAGACUCCGGGCUCACACUCGUUCAUGGCGUUUCUCUAGACACCCCCACCCGCAUCCUACCUCCAACUGGUGUGCAUACGGAGCGCGAUGCAUAUCCAGUGUCCGGUUUUCUUGAGCGCUUGCGUAAUGGAAAUCCAGGUGCAGUGCGAGACUACUGGCCCAUCUGGAGAGAUAGCGAGUGGCACCUCGGGCUUGAGGGAAAGUAUACGGAUACUCGGACUCGCAUCUACCACGAAGCUUGGAGUGCUAUAAAAGGCAUGCUGAAGGACCAUCCGCAGAUGUCUUCGUACCAGAAUCCGAUCUUACUGGCCGUUUCGAGGAUGCAGAUACAUGUUAGCACACGGUUGAGCACCAAUUAUAAGUUCAAGUGCGUAGCGCGGGAGUGGGAUCGGCUUGUAGACUCGCGUUUUGUCAAGCCGGCGUCUUUCCAGGUCGUCUUUGAGACGGUCAUUGGGACGACACCACGGAGUGUUGUGGAGGAUAAGCCAGUAGUGACGACUUUCAUCGCGGACGAGAAGGGCAAGCAGAUCAAAAGACUGGCAGAUUGCGAGGAAGAUGAAGGCGAGGAUGCGCAUCGUAGUAAGCGUAUGAUGAUGUCGAUUGCCGGUGGUUAUAUUUCAGACGCAUAG